AUGAGUCAUGAUGUUGGUUGGGCUGUUAUUUUUCAUAAGGGUAGAAAGGAAGUCGCCGAACGUACACCUUCACUCUGGCUGACACCACAGAAUUCAGCUCUACAUCCACGUUACACGACUAAUAUUGAUAUGAAUCGGGGAAUUGAUGGUAUUUUGGGUAAUGAAAUUUUGCUUAACCAAUGGUAUCAUGUUGCGUACACACUUUCAAAUAUUGAAAAACGAAUGGAUAUAUAUAUAAAUGGUAAAUGGGUUGGAUUUUCAAGUAUCAUAUUAGUUCAGAAUGAAUUUGUUAUAUUCAAUGAUGCACCAUUAUACAUUGGAAAUGAUACCCACUGCAAUGGAAUUAAUGGGCAAAUUAGUGUGGUAACAACUGGAGUUUUAGCCGGUUCAACUGUAGGAUCAUUUUUCUGUGGUAUGAUAUUUAUAACAGGAG
Molecule: messenger RNA, 433 nt
Organism: Entrophospora candida
Lineage: Eukaryota; Fungi; Glomeromycota; Glomeromycetes; Entrophosporales; Entrophosporaceae
Source: the annotation of a GenBank genome assembly